AUGGCUACCACCACUGACCUCUCUUGGGUCACGGUCCUCUCUCGAGGCCUCUCCAAGAAGGUCAUCAAUGCUCCACAACAGCGAGCUAAAGAUGACCAUUUUAAACUAAUUCCUGAAGUUAUGUUCGAACACGAAGAUCUGAAGGCCGAGGUGCUCACUCGUAAAGCUACUGCCAUCCUGCAGCAAGCUUUGACACCGGGAUCGGUUUUGUUUACCUUUCCAAACAAACUUUUUGUGCAUCGUACAACAGCGUAUCGCCUCAUUCAGGAACAAAUAGCUGCUAAUGUCCAGUUUCGCCCCCUUAGUCUGUAUCACCAGAAGUCAACUGGAGAUCUCUUGGUGGAAGCUAAAUUUGACUCCCCUGAGGAUGCCAAACGAGCCAUCAACAACGGCAUCACUCAUGGCGAUGUGGUAUACAAAGCUACUGCUGUCAAGGACAACAGCGAGGGCAAACUCACCCAUGUGCAAAUGACUAUUGUCCGCAUGCCAAACAUGACCACUUUUCUGGAGGACUUGCAACGCUCGCUGAAAUACUAUGGUAAGCUAUACCAAAUCAAGAAGUACACUGUUGAUGGCUUCUUUGAGGGUCAUGUCAGCUUCCUGAUCGACACUUCGGUCAAGUACACUGACGCGGAAGGUCACUCCUACGACGUACAGCCUUUGAGUCGCAUGCUUUACCUUUCCGCCUGGGAUGUCUAUGUGCCAGCGACAUACAGAGGAGCACCACCAGUUUGCCAUUUCUGCCGUCAGAGUGGACACAUUCGCGCUGCUUGUCCUAUCCUAGCUAAACGCAAAUGCUUCAAAUGUCACAAGUUGGGACACACUGUUAAGUUCUGUCGAGAGGAAGAGAAGCCUUUUGACGAAGCAAUCGCCGAAUAUGAGUCGAGCCAAAGGGAUCACACUGAUUCCUACUCACAACUGCCAUCUCAGCCCACCACCACAGACAAGCUAGCCGGCAAAACGACCGAGCUCAAAAGUAGCCAGAUCAGUACCUUGUUUUCCGCAGAUGACAGCCAAACCUGGGACCAGUCUCCGGAUGUGAUGGAGGUAGAUCCCCAGACCCUCCAGCGUUCUCCCAACGGUAGCGAUGCUUCUAAACAUGCUCCGUUAGCUUCGUCCUUCCAUAUGCAUUUGGAUCCCAAGUUAUCUGCUGACAAUGUCUCCUCUCCCAAUGAUUUCCAGACUGAUGUGCCCUCUCUCCGCCGUCAUUCUAUGAGCUCGACGUCUAUGUCGCAGCCAACAGUGUAUCAGGACGCCCAUAGGGCAUAA
Molecule: messenger RNA, 1269 nt
Organism: Mucor velutinosus
Lineage: Eukaryota; Fungi; Mucoromycota; Mucoromycetes; Mucorales; Mucoraceae
Exons: 2
Coding region: 1-1269 (422 amino acids)
Molecular function (GO): zinc ion binding; nucleic acid binding
Source: RefSeq, a predicted model, not a curated record